Molecule: messenger RNA, 1293 nt
Organism: Harpia harpyja (harpy eagle)
Lineage: Eukaryota; Metazoa; Chordata; Aves; Accipitriformes; Accipitridae
Product: translation initiation factor IF-2-like
Exons: 3
Coding region: 1-1293 (430 amino acids)
Source: RefSeq, a predicted model, not a curated record
AUGUACAGAUUACGCCUGAGAAUCAGUCAGAAACAAGGCAGCCCCCAUCCACCGCCGGGGAGCGAGCGCGGUGCCGCUGCCCCGACAGAGCCACCUCACCCCUGCGCGCACCGGGGAUGCGGCUUUUCACCUGAGCGGCCCCCGGGCGCUCCCGCGACGCCAGCGCGGAGCCGGAGCCAAGCGCCGCGCCGGGGCGUCCCGCGGGGGCGGGCGGCGGCCCCCGGCAGAGAGCGCGCCCCGCCUUUCCCCACCGCCGCGCCCCGCGGACAGCCGCGCACACCAACCGCCCCCGCCCCGCCUCGCCUCAGCCGGGGACGGGGAGCAGCGGGCGGGCAGAGCCGCGCGCCGCGCCGACCCACCCCGUCCGCUCGCUCGCUCCCUCGCUCGGGCGCGCCGCAACCGCGGGCGAAGGAGACCCCCUGUAGGCGCGAGGAGAGCUGGUGCCUCAGCCCCGGGCACGGCUACGGACGCGGCAUCUCCGCCGGGCGACGGCGCCAGCUCCCCUCGCAGGCGCCGCGGCAGCGGGUUGCCCGCAGCGGCGGAGCGCCCGCGCACCGGCAACACGCGCCGCCUGGGAGCCGCGCUCCCGCCGGCACCGUCCUCCCGCCGGGCUCCGCCGCCUGGCAGCACACACGCGUAGACGCACGUACACACCCAGCGGCAUCCACGGAGCAGCCCCUCGGAGAGCGCCCGGUGGCUUCCCGCUCACGGCGGGGCAGGGCGACCUCCCCCCCUCCCCGCCUUCGCCGCCCCGGCCCCCCGCGAGAGGCGAAGUUCGGGCGCCCGCGGCGCCGCUCCCGCCUCCCCAGCAAACUUACCGAGCGCGGCCACCGGCUGAACUUUCAGCAGCGCCCCGGCUCAGCCCCGCCGACGGCUUCUCCCAUCGCUUCUAGGUGCGGUGCCCGCGCCCCGCUCCCCGGCGGCUGCGGCGCGGGCGAAUAUAAAUCCACAUUGCCGGCGCCUGGCGGCUCCCCCGCAGCCCGCCCCGGCCCCUCCGCCCCGCUGAGGGGACGGCGCCGGUUCCUGCUGCCGCGGCUCGACCCGCAGCUAACGGCGGCGGCGCGUCAGGCUGUGAGAAGCCAAGGCGCGAGGGGAAGCGGGGCCGGGCUCGGCGUAGCCCCGCCGCCGCUGCGGCUGCUGCCGCCGCUCCUCUCCGGCGGGUGUAGUAUCAGCGGCGCCGCUCGCUCUCAGGCUCCUUCGCUGUUAAUGAGCAUGCCCGGGAGAUCUGCGCAGGCGCGUUACCGACCGCCGCGCCUCAAGUCGCCUCGCACCGACCGCCGCGGCGGGCUGUGA